Cynara cardunculus var. scolymus (artichoke) is the source of this 959-nucleotide messenger RNA. Its product is annotated as DAG protein, chloroplastic. Gene Ontology annotation, biological process: cytidine to uridine editing; chloroplast RNA modification. Gene Ontology annotation, cellular component: chloroplast. The transcript has 5 exons. The record is from RefSeq and is a predicted model, not a curated record. Lineage: Eukaryota; Viridiplantae; Streptophyta; Magnoliopsida; Asterales; Asteraceae. Bases 33 to 722 code for a protein of 229 amino acids.
AUCCGUCUCGGUUUCAUUUGGUCACACCUCCAAUGGCUACUCUCAAUUUCUCCCUCCUCUCUAAAACCCUAACCCCUACCUCAAAACCCUCUUCAAUCGUCACUUCUAACCUACCUUUUAUCCAUUCUCAAUCCCUAAAACCCAUUUUCACCCGAACCAUUCCGAACUCAAUCCGGCUUCGGACCCACCGAACAAAGGCGGCAGUGGAUGGGGAUUACUCGUCGAGGAGGAGCAGUAGUAGUGAACCCAGGGAGACGAUAAUGUUGCCUGGAUGUGAUUACAAUCAUUGGUUGAUUGUGAUGGAGUUUCCCAAAGAUCCUGCUCCGACGAGGGAGCAGAUGAUUGAGACUUACCUUAAUACGCUUGCCACUGUUCUUGGCAGCAUGGAAGAAGCAAAGAAGAACAUGUAUGCUUUUAGCACUACCACAUACACGGGAUUCCAGUGCACUGUAUCUGAAGAAACAUCUGAAAAAUUCAAGGGACUACCUGGAGUACUUUGGGUUUUGCCUGAUUCAUACAUAGAUGUGAAGAAUAAGGACUAUGGAGGUGACAAGUAUGUGAACGGAGAAAUAAUUCCUUGCCAAUAUCCUACUUAUCAGCCGAAGCCACGCAAACAAUCGAAAUAUGAGAGUAAAAGGUAUGUAAGACAGAGGGAUGGACCUCCUCCUGAGCAGAGAAGAGCAAAGCAAGAGGCUGCUUCUUCAGAAUCACCCUCCACAUGAAACCAUGGCUGGUAGUCCUUAUUUUGAGAAAGAAGAGACUUGGUGGCAAAUCUGUUUAGCCAUGUCAAUUCAGUCAAGAGGUUAGAUUUUGUAAAAUUCUCAUCUGGAUGAAUAUAUACAUGUGAGAACUGUAUUCAGACUCCUGGUUGAAAAUUUAUUGUUAGUUGAAUACUACUACUAGCUACAACCAUUUUAUUCAUUAUGCUAGAAUAAUAUGACAGAUUUAUUUUCUUGAAA